AUGUGUGAUUUAUUUCCUCAUCAGACCCCAAACGACCACCCAGAUUUAGUUUGUCGCGUUUUUCGUCAAAAAUUAAAAUGUCUAAAAAAGGAUUUGCUCUAUUAUCAUGUUCUUGGCAGAGUAAUCGCUUAUAUAGAUGUCAUAGAAUUCCAGAAAAGAGGUUUGCCUCAUUGUCAUAUGUGCCUUAUACUAGAUAUAUCUCAUAGGCUACCAACGGCUGAUACUUAUGAUGAGGUAGUUUGUGCUGAGAUUCCUAACAAAAUAACUGAGCCUAAGUCGUUACAAAUUAUUAGCAAUUUUAAUAUACAUGGGCCAUGUGGUAUAACAUUUCCUAAUAGUCCCUGCAUGAUUGAUGGAAAAUGCUCAAAAAAAUAUCCUAAAUCAUUUGUGGAUACCUCUUCUAUUGAUAAGUAUGGUUAUCCUUUAUAUCGGCGACGAAAUGAUGGAGUUACCUUCCAAAAAAAAUUAAACGGAUUUAUAUUUAACAACCGUUGGAUUAUUCCUUAUAAUAAACAUUUAUCAAAAAAAUAUAAUGCACAUAUAAAUGUAGAAAUUUGUUCUUCUGUCCAGUCCAUAAAAUACCUUUAUAAGUAUUGUUACAAAGGCCAUGACAGAACUACUGCAUCUCUUUUUAUUAAUAAUGUCGAUGAAACUACCCAGUUCAUUGAUGCUCGAUAUAUAUCCGCCAUAGAAUCGCUAUGGCGUACUCUGGAUUUUGAAAUGCAGGAUCAUUCUCCUGCAGUCUAUCGCUUAGAACUUCAUAUACCUAAUCAACAUUUGAUCCUUUUUCAAUCAAAUACUGAUUUAAAUAAUAUAUUAACUAAAAAUCCUGGUACAAAAUUAACCGAAUGGUUUAAAAUUAAUGAUCUUGACACAGAGGCCAGACAAUAUAUUUAUGCAGAUUUUGUAAGAUAUUAUGUGUGGAAACCUGUAUCUAAACAGUGGAUAAAACGACAAAGGGGUGAUGAUAAGGUUAUUGGCGGUAUACGCACAGUUUCUCCUAAAGAGGGUGAGGUUUUUUAUUUAAGACUAUUACUUAAUUAUGUAGCUGGGCCAACAUGCUUUGAAGAUCUACGCUAUUUUAAUUGA
Messenger RNA from Gordionus sp. m RMFG-2023, 1089 nucleotides. RefSeq lists its product as uncharacterized. Lineage: Eukaryota; Metazoa; Nematomorpha; Gordioida; Chordodea; Parachordodidae. The record is from RefSeq and is a predicted model, not a curated record. The transcript has a single exon. Bases 1 to 1089 code for a protein of 362 amino acids.